CUUACGAUUCACGAGUGCCUCGGCAGCAUCCCGCGCCCACCGCUCGGCUUGAAAUGGGAUGAUAUGGGAUUUUUCAUGUCGACGAAGAUCGGAGGGAUUCUUAUUUUAGCCUUGGUAUUCUUGCCCCUGUUGGAGUCAGGAGAUACAGAUGUGAAGUGUGAGCACAUGUAUAAGGACUUUUCUGAUUGUGUCCUGGUGCUGGGAGAGAGCAUGGACAACUAUCAGGAGAACGUGACCAGUGAGAGGGGAGUGGCAGCCGUGUGCAGCCAUUGGGAAGCUUUCCACACAUGUGCCCUCACAGCGCUGUCCAACUGUAAAGAGGAAGUCAGCUCCAUCUGGGAGAAUCUGAGGCAUGACUCCACGAAGAUGCACUUCCACGGAAGUCUGUUCGACCUGUGCAGCCCCAGCUCCUCGCCCCGCACAAGUUCAUCUCUUGCUGCCCUUACCCUGCCCCUUAUAGGUGUGUUGAUCAUGACUGGGCCCAACUGGUUCCCCGUAUAAAUCGAGCAGGGGUGGUGGUGAGGAGAUGGAAGGGGCGAUGACGAGGUCCUCAAAUUCCUCCGAGUCCAGUCCUCCUGAGUUCAAACUUAAAGCCAAGGAUUUAAGAGGCAUGAGUGAUUGAAUAAUAAGGAGUAUUUUGACCCAGAGCCACCUGGGUCUGUGGCUAGCCAAUCAAUAUUUGCUGGCAUGAAUAAUAAUUGAAAUCCCCUCAAAUAUUCAGCUUGAUCCUCCCUUAUGUCUAGAAACUGAGAGGGUACUGUAGUUGAGAAAACUACAUUUCAGCCAAUUAAUCAGUCCAGGCAGACUAAAGCAAACAAGCCAAGUAUUCAAGGGAUUUCAGAUACAAACAGCCAGACACCUGUGGCUCCGUGUUACUAAUAUACAUGGAGUGCAGUACAAUCUAAUGCAAUGAAUAUUUAUAUACAUUAUCAUGUUCAGUUUUUGUGGCUUCAACUCUGAGGUCAUUUUUUAAAAACGGUAUUUGAGGAGUUGUUUUGGUUUCCAUUAUAUUCUAAGAUCAUAAGAAGUUAAUGUGUGCCCACUCCAUGUAUUUUAUGUGUUUGUAAUAGUUGAAGGAAUAGUUCAACAUUUUGGGAGUUGGCUGAGCAGAUUUAUACCACUCUCAUGUCCGUAUACUAAAUAUAAAGAUAUUGCCAGAAGCCAGUUAGCUUGGCUUAACACGGCUGCCGUGGCCGCUCCUGACUGAGAAAUAGUUUGACACGUCACUCCCUGUCAAACAUAUGUUGUAUCUUUUUACACGGAUUAACAGAUAAAAUGUUAAUUAGUGAGCUUUAGGCAUGACCGGACAGGGGGCUUGGUUACCUUUGGAUCUGUUUCCUCCUGUUUCCUUGUCCUUUAGCCAAGCCAAGUUAACUGGCUGUUGGCUAAAGUUGUACAUAUGGUACAGACAUGAGAGUGGUAUACAUUGUCACAUCUACUACUAGACAAGAAAUCAAAUUUAAGCAAUUUAAUCAGUGAGUUUGUAUACAUCCAGCCAAGCCAUUAUGAUGUAUUAAUGUUCACAUUGCAAGAAAACAUUUAAAGGAGCACCUCACCAAAAAUAACAACAAUGUCUUUGCAAAUCUUUUUUCUCAGUCAUUAAGAAACAAAUUGAAUAUGUUAUCACCUUAUUGAUCAGUGAAAGGCCCACACCUAAAUACAGAACCAGACAAUAAUCUGAUUUAAUUACACGAAAGCUAGCAACUAAAUAACGUUCAGAUCAUAGGUGAAAUGCCCCUUUAACAGGUUUCCACGUGUAGUGAAUGUUUGUGUAAGUGACAAUCAAGCCACUUGUAUAACACUUUGCUCCUCCAACACUUCCACCCAUUGUGGUUGAUGUUGCACGGCUGCUAUAAAGACACCAAAACCGUCAUCUUGACAUAACCUCACACGUUCACUUCCUCCUCUUUGCCUCAGCCCACACUUUGGUUCAGUCUUAGUUUAUGUAAAAAAAGAAAAUCUUAAUUGUGAAUGUUCAGUGUUGUUUCAUUAAUACCUGCUCCACAUUGUGUGAAAAUGCUCACUUUUGAUUAGCACGAUAUUACUAAAACGUUCCUUUAAAGACAUCUCAGUACUGAGUAAACACAGUAUUUAAAUGUUGCUAAUAGACAUGGGUGGAUUAUAUCACAGAAAUGUUCAAAGAAAAAAAUAAUUAUCAUUUAAAAAUCUAAAGCAAAACCUAUUUUUGGAAAAUAAAAUUUUAAAAAGUAUUACAAUUUAUGAUUGAAACAUUAAUGCAUUGCAGAAUUCAAACAAAACAGAUGAACUAUGCUGCUCAAUUUAUCUGUGUCAUGCUU
Pseudoliparis swirei is the source of this 2297-nucleotide messenger RNA. Its product is annotated as neuritin-like. Gene Ontology annotation, cellular component: plasma membrane. Lineage: Eukaryota; Metazoa; Chordata; Actinopteri; Perciformes; Liparidae. Bases 64 to 501 code for a protein of 145 amino acids. The record is from RefSeq and is a predicted model, not a curated record. Gene Ontology annotation, biological process: nervous system development; neuron projection extension. The transcript is spliced from 3 exons.